GCAAAGCAGAGCUUAAAGAACAAGCUAAAGCAGCCGUAACGCCGUCUCGUCUGAAUAUUCACGCACACUAAUCUAUACAAAUUAUACGCUGUAUGCCUAUGUGUAUGUCUAUAUAGAGAGAGGAAGAGAGAGUUGGGAAUGAAGGAUGAUUCAUUUGAAGCAGAAAAGGCAGCACCAUCAGCAGCAGAGGCCGAGGCUUGACCGACGGAACGCGAUAAAGAACAUUGAUUACGAUGCGGAUGCAAGCUCGUUUUCUUCACCUUCCUCCUCGUCGAAUUCAUUCGAUGAUCGAUCGGUCCACAAGACUCGAUCGCUUGACAUCUUUUCACUGUCUGAUCAGACCAGUUUCCGAGUCGAAGGAGUUGAUGGAGAAUUUGAUCGAAUUUGUAGAUCUUUAGGGCUUUCGGGGCCCGAGGACUUCUCGAUUCCCGUGGCGGCUUGGGAAGCUCGAAGGGCUUUGUCUCCUUCAAGUAAUUUGACCCUGGGGUUUAAUGAUCGCUCUGUUUCGGAUGUAUUAUCGCAACGAUUUGUAGAUGGGGUUAAGGUUAGUGAUGCUGAGUCCAAGGAUGAAGUUUAUUUGAAUUUGGAUAAAAGUGAAGCUUUGGUUAAUAACGUUAGCGAAAAUGAAGUUGAAAAUAAGCUGCUUAGUAAUGGUGGUUGGGGGAUUAAAGGCAUUAGGCCACCAAAAUUGUCACCUCCACCUGUAAUUACGCGGUCAUGUGUGGACAAUACGAGUUCUACAUGGGAUAUAUUUAGGGGUUUUGGUCCUCAAGAUGAUCGAAACUUGAAUUCACCUGUUAGUAGUUUGGUGGAUGAAUUUGAAGAAAAUGAGGAAGUUAAUAGGAGAGAAUUUGGAAAGCAAGAAGAAAUCGAGGAGGGUGUGAAUAAUGUGACCGCCGUUGGUAGGGAAUUGAGUUCAGAUUUAACAAACGACGAGAAUGAUGGUGAUUCUUCUAACUUGAUUGUGGAGACUAUAUACUCUGUCUCGCCAAACGGUUCGUUCAGGUGCAGUAUUAGCUCUUGGCAGAAAGGUGAAUUUCUCGGCAGUGGGUCAUUUGGAACGGUCUAUGAGGGCUUCACCGAUGACGGGUUCUUCUUUGCUGUAAAGGAGGUCUCUUUAGUUGACCCUAGCCAAGGCCAGCAAAGCCUUUUUCAACUUGAACAGGAGAUAUCUCUUCUAAGUCAGUUUCAACACAACAAUAUUGUUCGCUAUCUUGGUACUGACAGGGAUGAUGCCAAACUCUAUAUCUUCCUCGAGCUUGUAACUAAAGGCUCACUCGCGAGGCUGUACCAAAAGUAUCGACUACGAGACUCCCAAGUCUCUGCAUACACAAGGCAGAUUUUGAGUGGGUUGAACUAUCUCCAUUGCAAAGAUGUGGUCCACAGGGAUAUCAAAUGUGCCAAUAUAUUGGUAGAUGUAAGUGGUUCUGUGAAACUGGCAGAUUUUGGAUUGGCAAAGGCUACCAAACUGAAUGACAUAAAAUCUUGCAAAGGAACACCAUUUUGGAUGGCCCCGGAGGUCGUGAAGGCAAGGAACCAUGGCUAUGGCCAUUCCGCUGACAUAUGGAGCCUUGGGUGCACUGUUUUGGAGAUGUUAACUGGUCAAAUCCCGUAUUCUCACCUGGAAGGGAUGCAAGCUUUGUUCAGAAUUGGACGGGGUGAACUACCUCCUAUACCCGACACCUUAUCAAGAGAUGCUCAGGAUUUUAUUCUCAAAUGCUUACAAGUUAACCCUGAUGAUCGGCCUACAGCUGCUCAACUAUUGGAGCAUCCAUUUGUGAAGAAACCACCUUCAACAUUCCCGAGUCCUGUAUCUCCACACUAUUAUGGCAUGCGGUUGUAAAAGAACUUAAUGUUGAGAGAUUCGUUUAUUGAAGAUAGUGAGGAGACUAGUAUCACACAGCUUUAACUUCCAGAAGCAAGGAUGAUAUGUGAAGAGUGAUGCUAUCUGUUUCAACCACGUGUUGCUUUACAAGAACCCAUAAAUUCCGGCUUUCAUAGACCUUCUGUAAGACCAGGAUUGCAUCUUAUGAAGUACUUCAGCCGUGCUUGCGAGGGAUGUUCAUGCAGCUUAAAAUACACCAGGCGCAAUCUAUUUGGUAUUCGACAAUCAACAAAUUUUGCAUUGGAGGUCCAGGUUUAGUGCGACUGUUUUCAACUGGAUAUUUGAUAAGCUAAGUGAAUAGAAGGCAUCAUGGGGAAUUUGUUUAUACUAGUGCCAACCAGAAGCUAAAACUGCAUAAUCAGGAUUUGUUUUUGAUAAUUUAUUUGCUUACAUUACUGUGUGCUCCAUCAUUUUUUGGCAUUUGGUAUUCACUAUUCGGUAGAUGGUUAUUCUCGUAAGGACAAUUGUAAAUAGUAGUCAAUUUUGUAAAUAGCUUAGGCCAAACAAAUUGAGAUUGUUGUUAUUUCCAAUAUAUUUGUUUGUGUGCACGUGAGUAUGCAGUUUUUCUGUAAAUGCAUAAGACUUCCUAAA
Molecule: messenger RNA, 2476 nt
Organism: Olea europaea var. sylvestris
Lineage: Eukaryota; Viridiplantae; Streptophyta; Magnoliopsida; Lamiales; Oleaceae
Product: mitogen-activated protein kinase kinase kinase 1-like
Exons: 9
Coding region: 146-1843 (565 amino acids)
Biological process (GO): protein phosphorylation
Molecular function (GO): ATP binding; protein kinase activity
Source: RefSeq, a predicted model, not a curated record